GACCAAUCAUAAGCCAGAGUUUUCCGGGCUGUGUUUUCUUAUGUAGCCGCAUAAGUAGCGUGGGCCAGCCAUUUCAAGCUGCAAGGCAGGAGACCGGUAAAAUCAUCUUGAAUCAUGGGCAAAAAGGAUGCAGAUAAGCCAAGGGGGCGUAUGUCUUCAUAUGCGUUCUUUGUGCAAGUGUGCCGCGAAGAGCACAAGAAGAAACACCCAGGAGAGAAUGUGAACUUCAGAGAGUUCUCCAAGAAGUGCUCUGAAAAGUGGGCUAGUAUGACAGCCAAGGAAAAAAAGAGGUUUGAAGAAAUGGCUGAAAAGGACAAGGCUCGUUAUGAGAGAGAGAUGGCCAAAUAUGUUCCCCCUCCAGGUGAAUCUGGUGGCAAAGGAAAGAAGAGGAAGCAGAAGAAGGAUCCUAAUGCACCUAAGAGGGGAAUGUCUGCAUUCUUUUUCUUCUGUGCCCAAGAACGCCCUGCUCUGCGGGCUCAGUUUCCAGACUUGGGCGUCGGUGAAAUUGCUAAGAAGUUAGGUGACAAAUGGUCCAAGGUUACCGACAAGAGUGCUUUCGAAAAGAUGGCUGCCAAUGACAAGGCCAGAUAUGAAAAGGAAAAGAGUGCGUAUAGUAAGAAGGCUAAGGCAUCUCCACAGAAGAAGGCCAAAGAGGAGAGUGAGGAGGAAGAGGAAGAUGAUGAGGAGGAGGAAGAUGAGGAUGAUGAUGAUGAUGAUGAAUAAACUGUCUUUGAUUACAACUUCUUUCGUGUCCACUCCCAUCUUGCACUUACUUAAUUUGUAGGCUGUAAUUUCACCUUCUCUCGCAUAGACACUGAAUAUUUCCCUACUAUUGGACACUUCUCUGUUAAGUUUUGAUCAGUAAGGAGUUUUAUUCAGUUUUGAAAAUGUUCAGAAGUGAGAUGGCCACCGUCAUUUUGUUGGAUGGAUCUUCAUUGCUGUAUAUAGGAGAUCAUAAUGGUUAUUAGAUUGCUUGUAAAGAAAGAUUUCACCAAGUAGAUGCUUGGGUAACUGAGAAUUAUUUUUUAAUACCAUAAUGGGCUGAGCAAAAGUUCUUGUGAAUACUUGAAAUUGCAGGCCAAAAUUUGAAAUUUAGAUGUAAAUAUAGUAUGCCACAGUAAAUGACCUUUUGCUGACGUAGAAAUUGCAACAUUCUGAAAUUCAUUCAUCUUUUCAUUGCUAUUGUCUUUGUAUAGUAGAUUGUUUUAUAUUUUGCUUAUACUUGUAUAUUGUGUGUUCUGUUUCUUGGUGACAGAGCCCUGUGAACACUUACUUCUCGUUUUCUGUGGAUUUCUGGGAGUUCAUUUUAGCAGAAGUAAAUGUUUGCUCUUUAUCUGUAUUGGUCAAAUUUUAGUCAUCAUUUGAGAAAUUCUUAAGCUUUUGACUAUUUCCAUCUGUUUGUGUUGCAUCUGGCAAGAGAUUGCAUUAAAAUCGGGAAGUGGCUGUGAAUAGAGAAGAGGCCUCGAUGAUGAGCUGGGAAAACGGCAUUGUUACAGAAUUGGUGUAUACAGAUCCAGAGAAACAUUUUUAUUUCUCAUUAGUGUUGUGAGCAGGUUUUAUCUUGAACAACAAUAAAAUGGUUUUAUAUCAA
Messenger RNA from Lingula anatina, 1591 nucleotides. RefSeq names its product high mobility group protein B2. The record is from RefSeq and is a predicted model, not a curated record. Lineage: Eukaryota; Metazoa; Brachiopoda; Lingulata; Lingulida; Lingulidae.